This is a messenger RNA of Laccaria bicolor S238N-H82, 1374 nucleotides long. RefSeq lists its product as uncharacterized. Bases 1 to 1374 code for a protein of 457 amino acids. Lineage: Eukaryota; Fungi; Basidiomycota; Agaricomycetes; Agaricales; Hydnangiaceae. The record is from RefSeq and is a predicted model, not a curated record. Gene Ontology annotation, biological process: cellular response to pH. Gene Ontology annotation, cellular component: plasma membrane. The transcript has 6 exons.
AUGUAUGUCUACGAACUUCCUACAACAAGCGCAGUCUCCUUCUCUGAGCUUUGUAUUGAUCAAAGCAUCGACAAAGGCUAUACCUAUUGCAUACCCGAGGCAACCCAAGCUCGUGCCAAUUUGCACGCCCUACUGAAAGAAAGCAAGCGCACCGAGCAUGGCGCUAAAGAUUUCCUGGCUUUAGUCAAGUUCAUCGAGGAGUAUUUGCCUCACCUACGAGGGAUCAUGAACUGCGUUGCUCAUGAUGAAAUUGGCUUCAGAGUCGAACCUACCUUCUGCUGGCGAUCUACUCUUUCUGCAAACUUGUUCAACAAGUCUCAGAAACUUGCUCUAUCUGGUGUCCACGCAGACUACGCCUUCACUCUACUAACCUACGCCUUUGCCCUAUCAAACCUAUCCAAUUCGACAGUUCUUUCUCUUGGUACAUAUGAACAUGAUCAUGCGAUAUCAGACACUGAACGAAAAACAAAGGAGGAGCAGUUGAAUGUUGCUGUUGGAUUCCUCUGCAAAGCUAGUGGCAUCUUCUCGUUCAUCAGUGAUUCGGUUUUGCCGGAAUGGCAAGUUCAUCGUGCUGGCGGACCACCCGUCCGGUUUAACAAACCUCCAGAGCUUAAUCGCGAGGUUGUCAUGGCGCUAGCGAGGAUGUCUUUGGCGGACGCUCAAACACUCGCUAUCCGUAAGCUGCUUUCUAAGUCUGCCUACGACAACAACGUCACACCAGGUCCUCCGCUGCCCACAUCCCACCCUUCUCCAGCACUCAUCGCAAAACUCCAUCUCGAGUGUGCGUCGCUGUAUUCCUCUGCGCGAUCCCUUGCAAAGACUCCUGGGUCUAGCAAAAGUCCUGAAGGACAAGAAGAGGUUUCUACGGAUCUUCGAAAGUACCUGGCAGACGAAGCGGCUUUUCAUGGCGCACUUUCGAGAAAGUGGUUAGGCGUCGACGCUGGCGAGAACGGCGGUCGGGCCAAAGGUGGAGAAGCGGUUGAAUUUUUACGGUGGGCCAAGAAAGACUUGGAAGAUCUCAAAGACUCAGGUAAAGGUGUUAGCCUUGGAAAGGCGGAAAAGGAAAAGAAAGGGCAAAAAAAGGAAAAGGUGUUGGACGAACUUGCCAAGGUGACCGUUUUUUAUAAGCAUUAUAAGAAAAUGAAUGAUUCUUUACACUUCCAACCUGUCCCGUCUCAGAACGACCUACAAACACGCAUACCAACAGGCCGCCUCGCAAUUGCAGCCAGACCUUUCACGCCUCCAGCCCCCUCGUUCGGACCUGGUUCUGUGGACUACAUCCGCAAACAAGCAGAGCAAAUGGAAAUCGCGCGAGAGAACGGCACCCCGGAACCUUCAGCUAGCAACUAUGCGGGUGCUGGAGACUACUUUUAA